AUGUAUUGGAAGAGUGACCCGAUGUUCGUCUGCAGGCUGGAGGACAAGGACUUGCCCGCGCUCGGGGGCCCGGCGGAGAAGGCCAGCCCCGCAGCAGCUGACGAGGACUCUUCCUCCGCUGCCCUGUCACCCUCCUCAUCUCCGCGGUCCAUGGCCUCAGGCUCGGGCUGCGCCCCCGGCAAAUGCGUCUGCAGCAGCUGCGGCCUGGAGAUUGUGGACAAGUACCUGCUCAAGGUAAAUGACCUCUGCUGGCAUGUGCGCUGCCUCUCAUGCAGCGUUUGCAGAACGUCCCUGGGAAGGCACACCAGCUGCUACAUCAAAGAUAAAGAUAUCUUCUGCAAACUUGAUUAUUUCAGGCGCUACGGCACCCGCUGCUCCCGCUGCGGGCGGCACAUCCACUCCACCGACUGGGUGCGGCGGGCCAAAGGGAACGUGUACCACCUGGCGUGCUUUGCAUGCUUCUCCUGCAAAAGACAGCUCUCGACUGGAGAGGAGUUUGCUUUGGUCGAGGAGAAAGUCCUUUGCAGAGUACAUUACGACUGCAUGUUGGACAAUUUGAAAAGAGAAGUUGAAAAUGGUAAUGGGAUUAGUGUGGAAGGAGCAUUACUAACAGAACAAGAUGUUAAUCAUCCAAAACCAGCAAAAAGAGCUCGGACCAGCUUCACAGCAGAUCAACUCCAGGUUAUGCAAGCACAGUUUGCUCAGGACAACAAUCCAGAUGCACAAACACUUCAGAAACUGGCAGAAAGAACAGGCUUGAGCAGGCGUGUUAUACAGGUAUGGUUUCAGAAUUGCAGAGCACGCCAUAAGAAACAUGUUAGUCCUAAUCAUUCAUCUACUGCUCCUGUCACAGCAGUUCAGCCCUCCAGGUUGUCCCCACCCAUGUUAGAAGAAAUGGCAUACUCUGCAUAUGUACCCCAGGAUGGGACUAUGCUCACUGCUCUGCACAGCUACAUGGAUGCUCAUUCACCUACAGCUCUUGGACUUCAGCCUUUGCUACCCCAUUCAAUGACACAACUGCCACUAAGUCAUACCUAAUUCCUUUUCAUCAGGGAUCUAAACUAUUAAAGAUGUAACCUUAAGUCAUAGUGUAUUGAAAAUAUCAUUGGAAAGAUAUUAAUGUUAACUUUUUAUUUAACACCCAGAGCAUUUUCAAGAAAAUUUUUGCCCAGGUAUGUACAUCUAUUUAGCCUGCAAGACACUUUUAUGGAUUCUGCAUAAGUAACUAUUACAUUGUUUACAAGCCUUAUUAAACACCUUUUUGUAUUGUCUGGAAGUAGUCCGCUCUAGUUGUGUGUGUUAAUUUAUUUGUCAUCAAAAGAGCACUUUGCCUAAAAGAAAGGACUGACAAUUGUGCAAAAUGUUUACAAUUCUUUGUGAAAUUGUAGUUUAUCAUUAGUUUGUAUUUGUAAGUUAUUGCUAAAAGUAUUACCUGUAUUUGAGUUGUAUACAGCCUAUAUGUUAAAGCUUAUUUCUGUGAGUUUACAAAAAUAAAUUUUGGUUGCAAAUAUUUUCAAAAAUAACUGAAUAAAGUUUCUGCUGUAG
This is a messenger RNA of Vidua chalybeata, 1545 nucleotides long. It is a transcript of the gene LHX8, whose product is annotated as LIM homeobox 8. Bases 1 to 1038 code for a protein of 345 amino acids. The record is from RefSeq and is a predicted model, not a curated record. NCBI's taxonomy places the organism in Eukaryota, Metazoa, Chordata, Aves, Passeriformes, Viduidae. Gene Ontology annotation, cellular component: nucleus. Gene Ontology annotation, molecular function: RNA polymerase II transcription regulatory region sequence-specific DNA binding; DNA-binding transcription factor activity, RNA polymerase II-specific. The transcript is spliced from 8 exons. Gene Ontology annotation, biological process: forebrain neuron development; regulation of transcription by RNA polymerase II; neuron differentiation.